This is a messenger RNA of Prunus armeniaca (apricot), 1992 nucleotides long. The record is from the annotation of a GenBank genome assembly. NCBI's taxonomy places the organism in Eukaryota, Viridiplantae, Streptophyta, Magnoliopsida, Rosales, Rosaceae.
AUGCUGACAAGACCAAUGCUAAGAGGCAGAAUUGGAAAAUGGACCUUGGCCUUGACAGAAUUUGCCUUCAGAUAUGUCCCUCAGAAAGCCGUCAAAGGACAAGCUGUGGCAGACUUCCUAGCAGAUCAUCCCGGAGAGGAGAUUGAAAAUAUGGACUCUUUAGACAUAGCAAAUGCAGAUCUAUUAACCAGAGCUCACACCUGCCUCAACAAUCCUAUCUACUCAGUUCAUCUUACACCUUGGAAGUUAUACUUUGAUGGAUCAAAAACUGAUAUAACUUCCGGGGCAGGAAUUGUUUUGGAAGAACCACUUGGAAUCAGACACUGCUACUCUUUCCAAUUAGAUUUCCAAUGCACCAACAAUAGGGCAGAAUAUGAGGCCUUAAUCAUUGGCUUGGAAAUGCUGGUAGAAUUAGGAAUCCAGUCUGUGGAAAUUCUGGGAGAUUCCAUGCUGGUUCUAAAACAAAUUGACGGGGAAUACAAGUGCCUAAGCCCUUCUUUGGCUGUCUACUUGGUGGCAGCUAGGAAUCUUCUGACAGAAUUCAGAGAGGCCACUUGGGAACAUAUCCCAAGGGAAGAAAAUUUUGCAGCCAAUGAAUUGGCCCAGGUGGCAACAGGCAUACAAAUACCCGAAGACUGUGUACAAAGAAUCAUCAAGAUAGGAAAGAAAAGCCUACCAUCGGUUCUGGCCAGGGGGAUGGAGAUAGAUGUCAACUCUGCCACAAUCACUGAAGAUGAUUGGAGGAAUCCUAUCAUGACCUAUCUACGAUAUCCAACUUUGCCCUCUGAGAAGAAAGUCAGAAUCAUGGCUUUGAACUACCUUAUGUGGAAUGAAGAUUUGGUCCGAAAGAGUAAGGAUGAGGUGCUUUUAAGGUGCCUCGGGAAGAAAGAAUACAUGAAAGUUAUGGGGGAAACCCAUGAAGGAAUCUGUGGAGCACAUCAAGGUGGAAGAAAAAUGUGCUGGUUAAUUAGGAGAUAUGGCUACUUCUGGCCAACCAUGAUGAAAGAUUGCAUUAACUAUUCCAAGGGGUGCGAAUCUUGUCAAAGGCACGGUCCAGUCCAGCAGGCUCCAUCAGUUCCCAUGAAUCCAGUGGUAAAACCAUGGCCCUUUAGAGGAUGGGCAAUGGAUCUCAUUGGUAAGAUCUAUCCAGCCAGCAGCCAGCAGCACUGCUUUAUCAUUGUUGCCACAGACUACUUCACCAAGUGGGUGGAGGCCAAGGCUGUUAAAUCCACUACAUCUCAAGAGAUCAUCAUUUUCAUAGAAGAACAGAUCAUCCAAAGAUUUGGCAUCCCAGAAUCAAUCACAACUGAUAGAGGGUCAUCUUUCAUAUCUAGAGAAAUGCUGGACAUGGCAGAGGCAUUCAAAUUCAGACUGCUCCAAUCCACUCCCUAUUACGCCCAAGCCAAUGGACAGGCGGAGUCAAGCAACAAAGUAAUCAUCAAUAUUAUCAGGAAAAUGCUUGAAAAGAAUCCGAAACAAUGGCAUGAGAAGCUGUCAGAAACUCUGUGGGCAUAUAGAACUUCAAAGAGAGAAGCGACUGGCAUGACUCCCUAUGCGUUAACCUACGGUCAUGAUGCAAUUCUGCCUAUGGAGAUAGCUGUUCAGUCCCUCAGAAUUGCUCACCAACAUGACUUAGUAGGAGAAGACUACUCCCAGGCCAUGCUGCUGGAACUGGAAGGAUUGGAUGCAGCCAGAAUUGACACUCUCAACAAACUCCUGGCAGGAAAAACAGGCUGUAUCAAGGGCCUACAACAAGAGAGUCAGGAAAAGAGUUUUGAAGAAGGGGAGAUAGUCUGGAAAGCAGUUCUGCCCCUUGGAACACAUGUGGCUGGUUAUGGAAAAUGGUCACCUACAUGGGAAGGCCCUUUCAUAAUCAACCAGAUCCUUGGAAUGGGGGCAUACAGGUUGCAGGAUAGGGAUGGAGAAAUCCAUACGGCCCCGAUCAAUGGCACAUGGUUAAAAAAGUUUUAUCCAACCAUGUGGGAUUCGUAG